Messenger RNA from Pollicipes pollicipes, 1746 nucleotides. Its product is annotated as glutamyl-tRNA(Gln) amidotransferase subunit A, mitochondrial. Gene Ontology annotation, biological process: mitochondrial translation; glutaminyl-tRNAGln biosynthesis via transamidation. Bases 99 to 1637 code for a protein of 512 amino acids. The record is from RefSeq and is a predicted model, not a curated record. Gene Ontology annotation, molecular function: glutaminyl-tRNA synthase (glutamine-hydrolyzing) activity. Gene Ontology annotation, cellular component: mitochondrion; glutamyl-tRNA(Gln) amidotransferase complex. NCBI's taxonomy places the organism in Eukaryota, Metazoa, Arthropoda, Thecostraca, Pollicipedomorpha, Pollicipedidae. The transcript has 11 exons.
CAGGGCCCUUGUAGUGAAAAGGUUCGAGGUUAGGUGGCGGGGGCUAUACUUAAAAAGGGGUUCCAGUUGAAAGUAAUUUUGAGCUUGCUGUUUUUGCAAUGCUGUCAAGUAGCAUUAAGCAGAUCAGCCGACGGCUUCAGAGCGGUGAAGUCACUGCAUCUGAGCUGGUAGAGAACUGCCUAGCGAGGGCUCACCAGACCAAGGAUCUGAACGCGUUCGUCACGAUCACUGCCGACCUGGCCAGAGAGCAAGCGCAACAGUCAGAUGAACGGAGACGCCAAGGUCAACCGCUGGGGCCACUGGAUGGCGUGCCGGUGUCGGUCAAGGACAACUUCUGCGUGCGCGGCGCGCCCACCACGUGCGGCUCGCGCAUGCUGGCCGAGUUCCGGCCGCCAUACACGGCCAGCGUGGUGCGACGCCUGCUGCGAGCGGGCGCCUGCCUCAUCGGCAAAACCAACCUGGACGAGUUCGGCAUGGGCGUGGGAACGGUAGACAGCUUCUUCGGACCCACGAAGAACGUCUGGGGAUCAAACGUGAAGUACAAGCUACGCUAUAAGUAUGGGGAGCCUGCGACAGAUCCUCCAGUGCCACCUAGGGACAGCGACGAAGACUUCUAUAUCCCUGGCGGGAGCUCAGGUGGCAGCGCCGUCUCUGUUGCAUCGGGAUCAAGCUUUGUCGCGCUAGGCUCGGACACUGGCGGUUCGGUACGAAACCCGGCGGCCAGCUGUGGCCUGGUGGGCCUGAAGCCCUCCUACGGCCUGCUGUCGCGCCACGGCCUGGUGCCGCUCGUACACUCGAUGGACGCGCCGGGCCUGCUCGCCCGCACCGUGGCAGACGCGGCGCUCGUCUUCGACCUGCUGUCGGCGCCGGACGCGCUCGACUCGACGUGCGUGGCGGAGGCGCGGACGCCGGUGGCGCUUGCGGAGCGGUGCUCGGCGCGCGGCCUGGUGGUGGGCGUGCCGCGCGAGUACCACUGCCCCGGCGUCGACAGCCAGGUGCUCGACGCGUGGGAGGCGGCGGCGGCUGAGCUGGCGGCUGGCGGCGCCACCGUCCGACAGGUGAGCCUGCCGCACACACAGCAUUCGAUCGCGUGCUACAGCGUGCUCAAUGCGGCGGAGGUGGCCAGCAACAUGGCCCGCUACGACGGCGUCGAGUUCGGCUUCCGCUCGACCGAGCACGCCUCCACCGAAGCGAUGUACGCCGACGGCCGGCGCCGCGCCCUCAACGAGGUCGUGCGCGGCCGCGUGCUGGCCGGCAACUACUUCCUUCUGCGGAGACACUACGACGACUACAUGGUGCAGGCGAUGCGCGUGCGGCGUCUGAUCCAGCGCGACUUCGAGCUGGCAUGGCGGGCCGGCUGCCACCUGCUGCUCACGCCGGUCACGCUCACCGACGGCCAUCUACACUCGGAGUUUGUGCAGCGCGACAGCCGCACCAACACGGCCGCGCUCGACUACUGCACGCAGCCGGCCAACAUGGCCGGCGUGCCCGCCGUCAGCCUGCCCGUGCGCCUGUCGUCGCGCGGCCUGCCGAUCAGCCUGCAGCUGAUGGCGCCGCCGCUGGGCGAGCGGCGCCUGCUGGCGGCGGCCCGCUGGCUGGAGCGGCGCCUGGCCUUCCCACGACUGGAGCUGGUCUGACGCAGGGAGCGGCGCCGGCGCCGCGCGCGCCUCCAGCCGGUGCGGGUCUGCUCCAGACUGUGGACGGCACCAGCGGCGGCGUGAGAGCGCUGUCGGCUGUCGGCUGUCG